AUGGGAGUACCAAAGUUUUAUAGGUGGAUAUCGGAGAGGUAUCCAUGUUUGAGCGAAGUCAUCAGUGACACGGAGAUCCCCGAAUUCGAUAACUUAUACUUGGACAUGAACGGAAUUAUACACAACUGCUCUCACCCUAAUGACGAUGACGUCAACUUCAGGAUCUCUCAAGAGCAGAUUUUCUCUGAUAUUUUUGCCUAUAUUGAUCAUGGUCAAAUUAUCGAAGAGUCAUCUCUGUCAAGCGCUGAGUCUAGUGAUGAGUGCGAAGAGACAACAGAGGAUUCACUUGAAGACGAAGCAGCUUUCGUUAGUAGUGACGAAGAGGCGGAUAUUGGCGAAAUUGCUAAUCGAAUACCAGACGGUGGUCUUCCGUCUGCUUCGUACCUUUUGACUCAUCUCAACAGUGAUGAUGAUCAAGAUGAAAGCGAGCUUUGCGAAGCACUCAUGGCAGCUGAGCUGAGAGAAAUGGAUGACAACUCUUUGAAAAUGACGUAUGAAAACAUCACAAAAACUGAACUACGUCAACAGGCAGAAGGAUAUGUGAGAGCCAUUCAAUGGAAUCUUCAUUACUACUACCGUGGCUGCGUGUCAUGGAACUGGCCCGUUCAACUUCCGGUGGAUGCAUUCUAUUUAAAUCCUGACAAGGUCAAUGUCAAGGUUUUCCAACAAGAGUCUAAGCGCCCGUCUAUGGUUCUAUUUCCAGAAGAGGGAUGA
This is a messenger RNA of Ostertagia ostertagi, 714 nucleotides long. NCBI's taxonomy places the organism in Eukaryota, Metazoa, Nematoda, Chromadorea, Rhabditida, Trichostrongylidae. The record is from the annotation of a GenBank genome assembly.